Molecule: messenger RNA, 2582 nt
Organism: Boleophthalmus pectinirostris (great blue-spotted mudskipper)
Lineage: Eukaryota; Metazoa; Chordata; Actinopteri; Gobiiformes; Gobiidae
Exons: 5
Coding region: 14-2185 (723 amino acids)
Source: RefSeq, a predicted model, not a curated record
GUCCUGGCCGCUCAUGCGCACACCUGCGACACGAGGUUGCCGGGCAACGGGAUCUCCUCAGGCGAAUCAAAUCUACUGGAAUUUAAGCAACACCCUCUCUUCACCUAAUCUGUCUAAAUCUGAAAAUGAAGCUCACUUGACAAAACACCUGUUGGAAAACUGUCUAAUCAAGAAAGUAAAUACGGUACCGCUAAAGAGAAUCUUGUCCAGGAUGAGCCAUGUGUGUGGGAGACCCUCUUUAGCUAAAGAUAAAGCAUCAAAAGUUUUUUACAGAAAGAUAAAACCAGCCUUUAAAGAUGCUUUACCUGUGGGCAAGGCAGGUGCAGAUUGCAAAUGUAGAAAGUGUAGUAAAUCAGAGAGCCAGCAAAGAAUGAAGACACUGCGCACCCGCAAAGAGAGGAAUCAGAUACGAGAUGGAGGAAAAGAAGCCCCACGAGCCAAAUCUUGUCACCAUUACUGCAACCAUAAAACCAGCAAAGAUGUCUCCUGUGUCCACCAGUGUUUCCAUAAUACCUUAGAUGUACUUCCAAAUAUUACUCAUGUUACACAUGAGCCUAGUGUGAUAACAGAUAGACGUCUCAUAGGGCAUCACGGCCUCUUUAACCAUGAAGUCAAGUCUAUUGAUAUUGAACGCCUGUUGAGUGAGCAGAGGAAACAUGAUAGAUGUGAAAAACUGCAACAAAAAAGCAAUACAGAAUUUGCCAAUCCUUCUACAAAAGAGACUGGAUGUUUGUUAGAUUCCACAAAUGAAGAGACUGUAAUAUCUAACAGCAAAGAUUUACAAACUCCAAGGAUAUUAAAUUAUUCCGAAAGGCAAGAGAAGAAAACAAUGGAGUCUAAUAAUCAGGUGUCAGACCUCACACCUGGGCAGAGGCCUCGGAAAACUGCUAUUUCUUCAACAGAAACUAACAAAAGUGUCAACUCCUCUGAUGUUGUAUUUACUGGAAUGAAGGAGGCCCAACCUGGAAUGUAUGCAAACAGUGAUUCACACCAGACUCCUGGUAGCUUUAAUGAAAACAAGAGUAUUUUACCAGGUUCUGUGGAAUCUAUUAUAGAGCGAACUCCACAAAAACAUGUAUCAGCUAAUCCAAGACAAGUCAGUCAGCCCACUCCUUUACUGCCCUCUAGUCCUCCCAUGGCAAGAGCAUCUAGCAGUCUUAUUACACAACAAGAAAACCUGGAUGCAGAUUCUGUAGCUAAGUCUGUGAAAGCAAUAGCAGCCAGUUUAUGUAACAGCAUUUGUUUUUCACUCUUGGGAAAAAGAGACCUGGUGGCAGAGAGUAGAGAGGCACUAGUAAAAGUACUGCAGGAAAAGCACGGAACGCAACUUAGGAGCAACGUUUUGAAAAUCCAGCGAAAAUUAUAUUCUUGUGAUGAUGCUCAAGAAGAAGGCUCUGAGCUGUGUUGUAGCCCUAUAUUUGCUAACAGAAAAGAAGGGGCCUUUUCUUCAGAUGAAUUCCCAGCACAAUCUAAAACCACAGGCUUUACUACAUCCUCAUUUGAACAAACUGGAAGAUUUGUCUUUGACUGGCACUCGAAUGACUGGUCCAGCCUACUGGAUGAGACCGCAGAAUGGUUAGGUACUUCACCUAAGAAUCCUGCUGUCCCGGACGGUACCUUCAGUCAUAGGACCUCUUCGCAGUUCUCUGUGGAUUUUGAGUUUAGAAAUGCAAUGUCAAGAGAGAGGGACUAUUUGUUCUCACCUCCUUUCGGAUCAUCUUGUGUUGAUGAGCCUAAAAACUCUGGUCGUGUAGACGACUUUUUCGCUAGCAGACAAGAACAAGAAUUUUCCGUGCCUCAACAAGAACACCAAAAUUAUAUGGCUUUCUCUGACAUAACUACAGUGAGUCACAGAAGGAACCCACUUGAUAGUAUUAUGAAUAACUACAGCGUUGAACCUCUUCAUUCAGAAACAGUACCUUUUCCACACAUGCACAGCUCAUUUGAAACACAGAAAUACUUUGAUGGAAAAUCUUUCUUUAAUGAAAUCCCUUAUUUUGAUCACAAAUGCUCCUUUGAGCCUUUCAGCCAUGUAAACUUCCCGUUAGACUCCCCUUCUUUCAGACCUGUAGACUUGGCACACUACCCUCCCUCCUACAUGCUUGAAAAGGGCCCUAUUCUACCCACCAGUUCCUCUUUUCCAAGCCCUGAGCACUGGUCCUUUCCUCCCAUGAGACUAUACUGAGUUGUGCAUUUAAAAAAAAAAAAAAAAAAGGCACACCAGUAAACAAUGCUUUGACCAAAGAACAGUGCUUUUUUAAUUUAUCAAGUUACCUUCACAACAUUACAAAGUUUUACAUGUAAAAAAGAAACAAAAAAUUAUGGACUUCCACAUAUUUUUAGAGCAGAUAUUUGCUAAGAGGCAAAAUUCUGAAACAAGCGAUGGAAGUUUUUAGGAAAGCAUUGUAUGAAGCAAAUAUUACCAUAUCUGUAUGAAACAUUGUAUAUUCUACUGAGUCUACUAUAGGUUAACAUCAUAAAGAGGCAUCAUCAGCUCAACACUGAUUUCAUUUAUAUUUUAAAAAAGCCAUCACAGUUUUAUUUACAUGCUGAUAAAUUUCAAUAAAUGUUUAUACAAUCAA